Molecule: messenger RNA, 1152 nt
Organism: Symbiodinium sp. CCMP2456
Lineage: Eukaryota; Dinophyceae; Suessiales; Symbiodiniaceae
Source: the annotation of a GenBank genome assembly
AUGUCUGGCACGACGUGUCUUUCCAUGGCAAGCUUUCUAUCCGUGGGACAUGCAGUGAAAAUGCUGCUGCCUAGAAAGGCCCAGCAAGGAGGUGCGAGAAGAGCACAGCGGAAGCUCGAAGUGCAGAAUUUCGAGAACUUGCCGACACUCUCUGUCAGCCCAGACCUAUCCAAGAGAGACUUUGGCCUUUUGCCGCCCAUGCCGCCCCUUCUUCUGCGACACUCUGAAAAGAUCACCUUGGUGGACUGUGGGAGUGGCUCUACCCGGGCGCUCUUCUUCCAAGACGAUGGCAAGUCGCACGUUUCCUGGGAAAAGUCUUCUUGGAGAGGUGAGGCACUUGCAUCGGCAUUGCAGGACGAGCUUCGCCUGGAGAAUCUGCUGCGCUUGCUUGAACAGGAGCUACCAGAUGGUGCCGUUCUUCUUGGAGCAACUGCAGGUGUGCGGGAGGCUGUGCAGGAUGGCAGUCUCAACAACAGCAGCCUGCAGCAUUUCCGAGAUCGUGUACUGGAUUGCCUGGGACCCCGCGCACAGUUCAUGGUGCUGAGUGGGCAAGAAGAAGCAAGAGCCGAGUGGGAAGCUUUGCAGCAUUCCCUGGCUUUCACACCUGGCCUGCAUGCUGGGCUCUUCGCUGGAAUGAUGUCCGGAGGUGGGAUGUCGUGCCAGUUGGCUGUGCAGGGAGAUGCUGAUGUGGCCCUCUUCAGCUUCCGCAAUGGGGUGCUUGCUCCAGGAGGCAUCGCCGAAGCUGCCGGCAAGAACCUGCUCUUUGCCAGAGACCUCCCCGGCAAGCUCGAGGAGGUCAGAGCUGUGGCUAAGUGGUUGGGCUUGUAUGUGGCCGGCGAGUCCACUGAAAGAGAUUUGCUGAUGGGCCUUGGUUACAACCGCUGGCUGGCACACCAAGAGGUUCUUGAAGCCGUCAACUGCCACUUGGGCGAUUUGAAGAGUCGUUUCUUGAACGAUGAUCAUCCAAGCUCGGAGCCCAUCCCUCGGCGUGUGGCAAUCUCUUGGACCUAUGGCAUUAUCCUGCAGGAGAUUCUAAAGCACUGUUUCGAGACGAGUGCUUCCUUUUAUUGCCUUAAGGGCAUCAACUGGAGCACUGGGCACUACUUACAACAUCGUGAAGGGCUUCGGCAGAGCCUUCUGCAGAUUAGCUAG